Molecule: messenger RNA, 827 nt
Organism: Halichondria panicea
Lineage: Eukaryota; Metazoa; Porifera; Demospongiae; Suberitida; Halichondriidae
Product: protein LZIC-like
Exons: 4
Coding region: 81-653 (190 amino acids)
Molecular function (GO): beta-catenin binding
Source: RefSeq, a predicted model, not a curated record
UCUAGCUGGGCGUGGUCCGACUUCCCCAACUUAAAUUACACUAGGCAAAGGCAAUCAAGAAGUAGGAACCAGGUCAAAAAAUGAGCUCCAGAGGGCGAACAGAGACUGAGAAGCUGAAGCAAAACUUGGAGGAUCAGCUGGAUCGUCUGGUAGCCCAGCUUGCAGACUUGGAAGAAUGCAGAGAUGACCUUGAUGCGGACGAGUACGAAGAGACUAAACAAGAGACGCUUGAGCAACUGAAGGAGUUCAGUGAAUCUCUAGCCAAGAUGAAGGGCGGAGAUAUGACCCUCGUCAACGAACUUAAUCGGAUGCAGCUAGCCAUACAGGGAGCCAUUAGCGAGGCGUUUAAGACCCCUGAGGUGAUCAGAAUGUUUGCCAAGAAGCAGCCUGGACAACUUCGCCAAAGAUUGGCCGAGAUGCAACGUGAUGUGAAGGUUGGGAAACUGUCAGAGGAUGUGUACAACCAGCAAGCUGUGGAGAUCCUGGCAGCUCUUAGAAAACUGGGAGAAAAGCUGUCCCCAAUAGAGAUCGACUUCCUGACCUCCCACUCGAGUGCAGCUCUAAGUGCUUUUGAGAAAGUUUCCGACAGCAGUGCCUCAGGGGAGAAGGUGUUGGCAAUGGCAGGAUCACAAAUCGAGAGUGCCAAGAAAUAAAGCUAACCAUGCAGAAAUAAUAUUCAACAUUAUAAUAAUUAUACAUGCUUGUAGCUCUAGUCUGUGAGUAUAAUUAUUUGUGAUACAUGAUGUGUGUAAUAAUUAUAAUUAUGUGUGUUCCCUAGCUUCUGAUUUUUAUACGUUUAACUUCCAAUCUGAGAUAAUUUAUCAUGA